Lactuca virosa is the source of this 342-nucleotide messenger RNA. The record is from the annotation of a GenBank genome assembly. Lineage: Eukaryota; Viridiplantae; Streptophyta; Magnoliopsida; Asterales; Asteraceae.
AUGGCUAUAUUCGUCUCAAUCAAAGUUCAUUUCCAAGGUGUGUUCAUCAACAAACCUUUUUGCUACUCUGAUGGUAUUCAACAUGUGUUCGAGAAUAUUGAUAUUGUUGGUAUGUCUUGUACUGAAUUUGUGGGUGUUCUUGAACGAUUCACACAAGAGAAGUGUGAGAAGCUUUAUUAUUGUCAACCUGAUUUAGAAAUCCCAAAAAGUUUAACCUUGAUUUCUAAUGAACUUCGAUAUCAAGAGUUUAUAGACAUUGCUUAUCGGUGUGGAGUACAACUACUUGUUUACAUGGACCGUUUUGGUACUACUGUGCACGUAGCUAAGGAAAAUGAAAAUUGA